Messenger RNA from Juglans microcarpa x Juglans regia, 1496 nucleotides. RefSeq names its product 2-hydroxy-6-oxo-2,4-heptadienoate hydrolase-like. The record is from RefSeq and is a predicted model, not a curated record. The transcript is spliced from 4 exons. The coding region runs from base 336 to 1301 and encodes 321 amino acids. Gene Ontology annotation, molecular function: catalytic activity. Lineage: Eukaryota; Viridiplantae; Streptophyta; Magnoliopsida; Fagales; Juglandaceae.
UUUUCGAGACAGUCAUAAAAACAAACAUGUGAUCCUAAUUAUAUUACGGCCUACGAAGCUGACCGUCUGGUUCCAUUUGAGCAGCCAGAAUUUCGGUCACCUAAUUCAUUGAUCCUGUCGAGCUCUGCUCUUCUCUCCAUUUUCUUAAAAGCCAGUUGAUCACUGGGCUCCUUUUUCAACCCCAUCUAGAAUAGGAUAUAUUCUCUCUUUUUCCCCAUUCCAAAUCCACCACAUCAGCUUGUUAGACACCACGGGAAAAAAGGGACCAAAUCCAAUGUCCCAAGUCCCAGCCAGACUCCCAAUGACCUUCUAGUUUCUACGCAAGGAAUUUCCAGAUGUCUAGGUGUUUCAGCUUCACCGAAUCCAGGAACUGGUGCUACCGAUCCACUUUCCUCAAAUCGGGGCUCCGAUCCACCGUGACGGACCUCGAAGAUGGCACCAUCAUGCACUGUUGGGUCCCCAACAUCCGGAAAGAGAGUAAGCCCGACCUUCUCCUGAUCCACGGCCUCGGAGCCAACGCAUUGUGGCAGUGGGCCGACGUCAUCCCUCACGUCAUCGCUUACUACAACAUCUACGUCCCCGACCUCGUCUUCUUCGGUGACUCGGUCACGAACCGGCCGGACCGGUCGGAGUCGUUCCAGGCGCAGUGUGUGAUGCGGGUGAUGGAGGCCAACUCGGUGCGAAGACUGAGCCUGGUGGGCCUGAGCUACGGCGGGUUCGUCGGGUACAGUAUGGCGGCGCAGUUCAAGGAAGUGGUGGAGAGGGUGGUGCUGUGCUCCGCCGGGGUGUGCAUGGAGGAGAAGGACCUGAGGGAAGGGGUUUUUAGCAUCUCGGACUUGGAGGAGGCGGCCAGGAUUUUGGUGCCGCAGACACCCGAAAGGCUGAGGGAGUUGGUGUACUACACAUUUUUUAGACCUCCGCCGGUGGGAUUGCUGCCCGCUUGCCUGCUCACCGAUUUCAUCGACGCAAUGUGCACGGAAUAUGCGGAGGAGAAGAGAGAGCUGAUUCGAGAUAUUCCCAAAGGCCGGAAACUUUCAGAUCUUCCCAAGAUUUCUCAGCCCACAUUGAUAAUCUGGGGAGAGCAUGAUCAAGUAUUUCGACUGGAACUUGCUUACAGAUUGAAAAGGCACCUGGGGGAUAAUGCUCAGCUAGAAGUCAUCAAGAAUGCAGGGCAUGCCUUCAAUGUCGAGAAACCCAAGGAGUAUUACAAGCUCUUGAAAUCUUUUCUGGUAGAUUCGCAGCCUCCUCCAUCGAACCUACCUGCCAAGCAGAUCAAACCCACUACCAUCUUGAACAUAUAAAGGAGCACAAACAAAGAUAUGUUAUCCUCUUGGAAAUUCGUUCCCUUCACGAAGGCUAACAUGUAAUCAUAUUUUUAAUUUUUCCCUUCUGAGCUAACAUGUAAGAUUUCUCUCUUAAAACACGUCUUCAACCCAGGAAUUGAAUUUCUGAUUCAAUAAAGCACGGGCUUGGUAACCCAACCCCAUUUCUAGCAA